This is a messenger RNA of Meleagris gallopavo (turkey), 4073 nucleotides long. NCBI's taxonomy places the organism in Eukaryota, Metazoa, Chordata, Aves, Galliformes, Phasianidae. The record is from RefSeq and is a predicted model, not a curated record.
AUGUUGAAAAAUGACUGCAGUACUUCACCACAGUUUGGUGUAACUCAAGGUUCUGAAGAGGUAGGAAAGGCGAUGGUGCGAGAACUCGUUCAUAAUUUCUUAAUGGACCUCUGCUGCUCUCUAAAACAUGGCAUUACUUUCUAUGAUCCAAGUCUUGGAACUUCUGGCAGGGGAGGAAAUAUAGUGCUUCUGCGCUUUCUGCUUGGUUUAAAAACUGCAACAGAGGAUGAAAUGGUUGCUGAUCUCGUGGUGAAUAUUCUUAAAGUAUGUCCAGAUCUAUUGAAUAGAUACUUCAAGGAGACCCAGUAUUCCUUUGUUCCUAGAGUGAAGUCAACUUGGACGGACAAUAUGAAGUUACUCAAAAAGAUCUAUGAGGCUCAGCCAGAGAUUUCCAAUUCUUUUAAGACUUCAGAGUUUAUUCCUCUUCCAAGGUUGCUUUCUAUGGUGAUGGUAACAACAGUCCCUGCAGUGUGCAAUAAAACGAUGUUCACCCAAGGGCUAAAUUUACCCAGCAAAGCAGUGAAGCACAGCAUACUAUCACUCGUGUCAAGUGUCCUGAAAAGAGCCUUGAAGAAUAUUGAAUACUGCUUAAAUGAAGAGACUUGGCAAAAGUCAGAAAUCUACUCACUCUCAGUGAUGCAGGAAUUUGUACAGCUGUACAGAGAAGCCAUCAGCAAGCUUUUACCAGACAUGAACAACAUAGUAGCUGUUUGGCAGUCUCUUCUGAAGCAAGGGAAGGAAAACCAAGAUGGACAAGAGGAAAAGAAUGAAACUGCUGUGUCCGCUGUAGAGGAAAUGACUGAGACGGCAGAAGUUGCUGAACAACAUGGUUCAGAUGAUGCUGAGACGCUGUUUCUGAAAGCUGCAUUGCUUCAGGUCAUCUGUCUUUAUCAGAAGGUUGUGCCCCACUUGGUAGCACGGAGCAACUUUGAUUUUAGCAAGCUGCUGAAAGGUAUUGUCACCGAGCAGGGCCUCCGAGAGGAGGUCCCCCAUGUUCUGCAGUAUCAUGUACUGAAAGUAGCUUUGGAGCUUCCUGCAAAUAAAUUUGCCUGGUUCAGAGUACAGGAUGUCUCUGACACAGAGAAGAUAGCUAGUGAAAAAUCAGUAUUUUAUUUACUGAUGAAAAUGUUUGUUACAAGUAACCAUUCUUAUCUGAAAAUUUCAACGAAAAAACUGAUCAUCAAGGUUUUACAUGACAGCGGAGUGUUUGAGUACACAUGGAAGGAACUUUCAAUUUGGCUGGAACACUUAGAUAAUACAAAAGAAGACAAAAAGGAAGCAGUGAUUCAAUUUUUGGAAAGGAUCUUGCUGAAACUGGUGACAAAUCCCUAUCCAUAUACAGAUAAAGCAGCAGACCUUGUUCAGGAGGCGAGUAUGCUCCAAGUUAACAUGUUUAAACAGGACUCCGAUAAUGUCAGCAUCCCCAUCUCUCACAUUGAUGAUGUCCUUGAUAUGGUAGAUGUCCUAGUUGAGGGCAGUGAUGGCUUAGAUGAAGAAAUUGGGUUCACUUUAAAUGAAGACACUGUUAUUCAAACAUUUCCAUUCAGUGCUGUUGUCCCUGCUGCAUUAGAAGCCAGGAAUAAACUGCUGCUUCAGACUGAAAAUGAAACAGGAGCACACAUCGUAGAGUAUCUCGUUGGUGUUUUCACUGAUCUUCUACACUCUCAGAGAGAUGCCCUUGCCCUCUGCUUGAUGUUCCAGCUCUAUGAUAAAGAUCUGCAGUCACUGAAGGUUUCUAAGUAUCCUCAGCUCUACCAAUUUAACCAGUAUUAUAAUCUCUGGAUACCUCAGCAAGCUCAGGAACCUGUGUUCAAAAAACGCAAAGAGAAAUGCAAAGAAACUGCUGUGGCCCUGGAUACUGUGUUUACAACUUUGCUAAAGAAUGCCUAUGCAAGAGGAAGCAGUACCUUACUGGAAGAUGAUAUCCAGACAAAACUGAGAGACCUGGCUUGCCAGCUCCCAUCUGAACAACUUUUGUUAGGGGUGAAGCAUGUAUUGCUGUACCUGAAAUCCACAGUGGAGAACUUUGGCAGUCUUAGUAAAACUGCAGGUCCUCACCUUGUUGACCUCUUUGUGGACCUGCUGAACAGCUUGUUGUGCCGGGGAAAUCAGAUAGAGUUGGAUAAUCGACAGAAACAAGAAAAGCAUCAGACUGAAUCGGAUCUCUUUAUGGAUGAAGAGUCUCUGAUUACAGAGGAGUCUUUAAACGACAAGACCCUAGAAGAUAUGUUUAUGCUGAUUUUCAAACAUCCGACGCUGGAGAGUUGGUUCCUGGCUUUAGAACAACGUUCUCUUCCCCAGCACAGUUUAAAUCCUGUCACUGUGAAGCUUCUGUCAGCUCAUGUCAAUUCUGGUGUGCUCCAGCUGCUGAAAACAAGUGCCCCUAUGUUGCAGAGCAUGAAUCAUAUACAUGUGUUAUUGAAGUAUUUUGAAGCUAUCAUAAAAAGUGUCUUGAAAGAGCUACGGGCUGUUGGAAAAGGAGGAAGCCAGGUCUCUCCUAAGAGGUCUCACCAGCUAGAGGCUCUUCAAGAACUGCAUGCAUACAUGUCUGCAGCUCAGUUGAAAGAGAUCACUUUAACCAUGCUGCGACUUCCUGAGAUGAGCUUGACUACUCAAAAAUCUGAAAAAUCCCCUAAAAAGGAACGGUUGAGCUUGUAUGGACAGAUUUUGGUGCAGCUCCUCAAAGACAGCUACCAAAGACAGCCCCAACAAGGAGAACUGCUGUCCACAGAGCACAUUAAAGCUUUGGGGAUAUUGAUGUCAGCAUCAGCCAGUGAAGAUUUGGAAAAAGUUUUCCUUCAGGCUCUCCAAAGUGAGCCAGUAUUUGCACACGCGGUCAGUGUGGAGGUGCAAGUUUACUGCCUUAACCAGGGGUCAGAAACUUCCCUUGCCAUUGUAAGCAUGCUGAUAAAGCACUGUAGGACUCACCUGCUGCAGUUCGAGCUGUGGUGUCUAAGCUGUUCCAUUGAGAAAUGCCUCAGAAAAAACAUGGAGAGAUUUCUUCCGCUCAUUAACGUGUAUUUGCAGUGCAGAGACCAGUAUGAUUUCACCCGACCUUCCACAGUUGUCUCAGCUGUUCUACCUGUCCUGAGAAAGGCUCUGUGGAAAGAGAUCUCUGGUGUACUUCAAGACUCAGAAGCAUCGCGUGAGGUCACUGUGAAGUUGCAAGUUCUUUCAAAGCUAUUGCCAUCUUCACAAAGCAAAGGGCUGCGAAAGCUUAUGGACCAGCUCCCUGCUGCUCUUGAGAAAGCAGGAAAUAAUGAGAGUUGGACAGUAGCAGAUGCCAUCUCUAGAGUGCUUGAAAACUCCGAAGAGCUGCAUUCCUGGAGGAGAAGCCUGUUAUCAGCCUGCAUGAAAGGAUUAGUUGUCAUGUACAGCAGCAGUAAAGAUGAAAGCAAGCAAGAUGUGGAGAGGCCACUGCUACUGAGGCUAGAAGAAUUACUGAGCUUAGUUGAAGAAGUGGACCCAGAUGACUGGUACAGCCUUGUGAAGACGGGGCUAAAGUAUCGCUACAGAGAUGAAGCAUUUCUGAAGGUCCUGAACACUGCUAUUCAGUUAUUAUACAAGGAAGAAUCCUCACUUAGUCAGAGAUUAGUCAAGCUCCCCAAACUUCACAUGAUGGUCACGCACCACUCUCUAUUUUUGUCAGCCAUGCUGAGGUCAAGAGAAGAAGAUGGCACGAACAUCCAGACAAGAGAGGCAUUGGUGGAUAUCCUGCUGACAAUUGUGAAACUUGACCCUUCGGUAUGUGAGAGCAGUCACCUUGCUGUGCUGCUGGGAGCCUAUGGGGCUACGCUGAGUGCUGUAGAUCAGAAGAUACUGCUGCUGCUUCAGUUAUAUGAGAAGAAUGAUCAGAGUCUUAUAAAUUCCAGAAUCUUGCUGUGGGGUCCAGCUGCUGUGGAACAUCACAAGACUUGCAAGAGUCUAGGGAAGUCGCUAUGGCAGCAGCCAAGCAUGGAGGAGAUUCUGUGUCUGCUCGAUCGAGAUAAGAUGAUGAAGACAGUUCUGUCUUUCCCUCAGCAUCGCCGUCUUUUGCCAUCAGAGGUGCUGUGACUUAGGCUGCUGAAUUAUCC